This is a messenger RNA of Cladophialophora psammophila CBS 110553, 2151 nucleotides long. RefSeq lists its product as uncharacterized. The coding region runs from base 1 to 2151 and encodes 716 amino acids. Gene Ontology annotation, cellular component: nucleus. Gene Ontology annotation, molecular function: DNA-binding transcription factor activity, RNA polymerase II-specific; RNA polymerase II transcription regulatory region sequence-specific DNA binding. Gene Ontology annotation, biological process: regulation of transcription by RNA polymerase II. The record is from RefSeq and is a predicted model, not a curated record. The transcript is spliced from 3 exons. NCBI's taxonomy places the organism in Eukaryota, Fungi, Ascomycota, Eurotiomycetes, Chaetothyriales, Herpotrichiellaceae.
AUGGAUAUCCGCAGGACUGGCACCGCCGGAAUGCGUAUUCCAUUACCACCCUGCAGAGACAAUGCUGCUACGCCUCGAUUUACUUCUCGGUCCAACUCCCAAAACUCAGAGGACUCCCUUCGACCUCGAGAAGCCAUGGUCAUCCCGGGCGCUCGCUUUAACGACGUCCCUCCACCACUGCCGCCCCCUCGAUACAACAACGACUUGGCCCAGGGAGUCGACAUUGCCUGGAAGUGGGCCAACGGCGAACCCUUUGACACACAGCGACAACUGGCGCCCAUAAAGCCGGGCUCGAGCCUGUACGGCGGCUAUUUGGACUCAAAGAGCCACUUUGUUCGUGCUCAAGAUACCGAUGAAAUGGACCUCGAUGACGACGAUUACGUCCGCCGGAGCAGCAAUGUCUCGACGUUGAGGUCACCCUCGCAAAGCGACAUACGUCUGGCCGGCUCAGUGCCUGCCUUGAUCCGGAAACCGCCAUCUCCAACUCUGGGAAAUCCGAGACUACAAGGUGAAGUGCCCUUGGCACAGCGAAAUUUCGACCGCUCGUCGCAAGCAUACGAUCAAAGACUUUUGUCCAAGAUCGGAAAGUCGAAUUCGCCUCCGCGACAUCAGCGUUCGGGCUCAACUGAGUCCUCGCCUUUUGGCACGAAACUUUCCCUGCAAACAAAGGAUUCAAAAGUCCAGUUAUUGUCAGCCAAUGAGCUUCCUUCGGCGCUCUUUGAUCCGGUGUCCAGAUGGAUCACAAGUCCGGUAUCAGCAGGCGUCUCACCGGGAUCGCGACCGGGAUGGCGUGACUACAAUAUGGAUCAUCGGAGUCCUUCAAUGGACAGCGCGACUAACUCGCUCGUGUUGGACCCAGAAUUGUUUCUUCAGCCUCGACCGAGCGGUAUGCCUGCAACUGGCGGCACCGGGCCGGGAUACGAUGAAGUGGCCAGUCUUGCGAGCCGCUCACAUCGCGGCAGUUAUGACCAAGGAUUUUUCGCCGAAACAGAAUCCGACAUUGGAGGCGAAGAUGGCAGCGCAUUCCGCAAUCUCAAUCUGAGCGACCGACAAGAGCAGCAGGUGGGUCGGCUAUCUUCUAAGCAGGGAAUGAAGCGGCGUGCAGGGUCACCCCCAUCCGAUGUGGCUCGGGACGACAAAUCCCCGUCACGUGGUAACGCUUCAGCAGAAUCGCUCCCAAAAGUCCACACGGGCGCGUCUGGACGCUCGCCGGUGUCGAAGUAUUAUCAGCCCAAGUAUGGAUCUGUUUCGUCGACCGCGUCGAGCGUCAGGCACAACUCAUAUGCAUCGUCUGUGGCUCUUUCAGUGGCCGGCAGUAGCAUGACCAGCAUUUCUUCCUUCGAGCGACAGUCACCGCUAGACCCUGCUUCCCAGGCUGCAUAUAUAACCUCGGCCCAGCCUGUUUCGAGCCCUGCCACGUCAAUUGCACCAUCUAGAAAACCGUCCACGCAAUCUCCUCUCGAUACAAUACCUCCCCCCCCAAAGACAUCUAUACAAUCCGUCAUGAGCGACUCAAGACUCCCUCCCGCGACCCGCGUUGGCAAUUACUUUAUCUGCGACUGCUGUCCCAAGAAGCCCAAAAAGUUCGACACAGAGGAAGAAUUGAGAGCGCAUCAAAUGGAGAAACAGUAUACUUGUCAGUACUGCAACAACCGCUUCAAAAAUAAAAAUGAGGCUGAGCGUCACCAAAAUUCUCUACACCUACGGCGCCAUUCUUGGUCGUGUGCGGCCAUUACGAGCUACGAGGCUGCAUUUCACCCAUCCUCUCCUUCGACGUCUUCUUCUGCUCCAGCCCGUGCUCAGACGGACGUGUGCGGCUAUUGCGGAGAAGAAUUCCCAAAUCUACCUCAGCCGGACUGGGAUCGCCGGAUCGACCACCUCACCAAUGUCCACAAAUUUGGCGAGUGCAACCAAGCAAAGAAAUUUUACAGGGCGGAUCAUUUCAGACAGCAUCUCAAGCACAGCCACGCUGGGCAGAGUGGGAAAUGGACCAACAUGCUGGAAAAUGUGUGCUUGCGCGAAGAAGUCCCCCAGGAUCCCACUGGAAUUUCACCAAGUGGAAGUGACUCAAGUCCAGGACGCGGCCCCAGCAGUCUCUCAGACCGGCCCAUGGGUGGUGCCACGAUUGACGAAGCCCAGGACGAGACUUGA